AUGCCUUUUCUGCUGUGCUUGAAAAAAAAAAAGUCACCUGUGCCUUUAGGCAGGAGUAUCUUUCAAAAACAUACCCCUCCUAUCCAGCAGAACUACCAGGCUUUGCUGGAGUUGUGCUUGAAGGACAAACGGUUGUUCACAGACGACGCCUUCCCUGCUCACAUCAGCUCUAUUGGAACGGGAGCACUGCUGAAGAAACUGCCCCAAAAUUUACAGUGGAAGAGGCCACACGCUUUGCACAAAAGUCCUGUGUUUUAUGCUGCAAACAGAAAGCAGCUUGAUCUCUGCCAAGGACUGGUAGAGAACUGCUGGUUCCUGGCGGCCCUGGAAGCCCUGACAUUCCACCAGGACAUCUUGGCUGCAGUUGUGCCACAAAACCAGAGCUUUGAGAGGAAAUACGCGGGCAUUUUCCACUUCCGGUUCUGGCACUUCGGGGAAUGGAUUGACGUGGUGGUUGAUGAUCGCCUGCCGGUGAAUGAGGCGGGGGAGCUGCUCUUUGUUUCCUCGGUCUAUAAGAACGUGUUUUGGGGAGCCCUUCUGGAGAAGGCAUAUGCUAAACUCUAUGGCUCCUAUGAAGAUCUGCAGAUUGGGCAAGUUUCAGAAGCCUUGGUGGAUUUUACAGGGGGUGUCAAUACAAGGAUCAAGCUUGCAGAAGCGCCUCCUGAUCUGUGGGAUAUCCUGACAAGAGCCACCUACAGCCGAUCUCUCAUGGGCUGUCAGACACACUUAGGGACAACAAAGGUCCUGAAGAAUGGGCUUGUUGCUGGCCAUGCCUACACAGUAACUGGUAUUAGAAAGGUGACCUGUCAAUAUGGACCAGAAAACCUAGUGAGACUGAGAAAUCCAUGGGGAAAAAUUGAGUGGAAAGGAGACUGGAGUGACAGCUCUUGCAAGUGGGAGCUGCUGAGCCCGAAGGAGAAAAUUUUGCUGAGGAAAAAGAAGGAGGAUGGAGAAUUCUGGAUGUCUCUGCGAGAUUUUAAGAUUCAUUUUGUAGAUUUGGUGAUCUGUAAAUUAACUCCAGACCUGAUGAGCCAGGAAGAUGGGAAAAAGUGGAUGUACUCCUUGAAGAGUGGGAGAUGGGUUAAAGGAAGUACAGCAGGAGGAAGUCUGGGAUUCUGUAAUGGCAACUUUUGGAUGAACCCUCAGUACUGGCUGAAUGUGUUGCCAGUUGAAGACAGUAAGAGAAGCCCAAGCACAUGCAAUGUGGUCAUAUCCCUCAUGCAGAAACACAGCACCAAACACCGGAACCGAGCCCCUCACCUGUUCAUUGGAUUUUUACUCUAUAAGGUGGACCUACAGUACCAGGAGAGCAACAGAAAGCUGCCCCCAGGUUUCUUCACCCGACAUCAGCCUGUGAACAAGCACCAGGUUUUCCUUGAUGAGCGGGAAGUGACUCAUGACUUCCAUCUGGAGCCUUGUGUCUACGUGAUUGUCCCAUCCACCCUGGAGCCGCAGCAAGAGUCCGAGUUCAUCCUGCGGGUCUUUUCCAGGAAGCACGUCCUUCGGGAAAUGGGUGGGAACACGAGCUUCACCCUCUCUAAGGAAAUUGUUGAUAGGUAUGAAGGCAAGAUUUGGGAGGAUUUCUUCACAAAGCAUUUUGAACAGAAUCCUGAAAUAAAUGCUGUUCAGCUCCAGAGGAUCUUGAAUAAUGUAUCUUGGAGAAAUUUCCAGAGUUUUCGCCUGAAUUUCAGUCUGGAUUCCUGCCAGGGUAUCUUGGCACUCCUGGAUCUGAAUGCCACUGGCACACUGAGUAUCCAGGAAUUCAGAAUCCUGUGGAAAAGGCUGCUUUUCUAUUUGGUAUGA
Messenger RNA from Hirundo rustica (Barn swallow), 1803 nucleotides. Its product is annotated as calpain-14-like. The record is from RefSeq and is a predicted model, not a curated record. Gene Ontology annotation, molecular function: calcium ion binding; calcium-dependent cysteine-type endopeptidase activity. Gene Ontology annotation, biological process: proteolysis. The transcript has 17 exons. Lineage: Eukaryota; Metazoa; Chordata; Aves; Passeriformes; Hirundinidae. Bases 1 to 1803 code for a protein of 600 amino acids. Gene Ontology annotation, cellular component: cytoplasm.